Spinacia oleracea (spinach) is the source of this 984-nucleotide messenger RNA. Its product is annotated as pectinesterase inhibitor 7. The coding region runs from base 1 to 615 and encodes 204 amino acids. NCBI's taxonomy places the organism in Eukaryota, Viridiplantae, Streptophyta, Magnoliopsida, Caryophyllales, Amaranthaceae. Gene Ontology annotation, molecular function: enzyme inhibitor activity. Gene Ontology annotation, biological process: negative regulation of catalytic activity. The record is from RefSeq and is a predicted model, not a curated record. The transcript has a single exon.
AUGCACUCUCAACUCCCUCUCCUCCUAACCACCUUUAGCUUGUUUCUCCACCACACACUUUCCAUUCCUACCACCACUCCUUUCGACUUUAUUCGCUCGAGUUGCAAUGCUACCCUCUACCCGGACAUUUGCUACACCUCCCUAUCCGGCUACGCCAAUGCCAUCCGCCUCGACCCAGCCCAACUAGCCCGUAUCUCAAUCGGGGUCACACUAGCCCGAGCUCGCCACACCACCACCUUCUUUACCAACAUGACCCAACGGGCCGACUAUGGGCCCGACCCUCGGGAAGCCUCCGCCCUUCAUGACUGCACCUCCACCUUCGGUGACGCCGUAAAACAGAUGCAUGAUUCCCUCAGAGAAAUGAGCCAGUUGGCUUCGGCUGCCGGAAUUGGGAACUCAUAUAACACCAAAUCGGUAAUAAUGUUCCAAGUGAGUAACGUGCAGACGUGGAUGAGCGCGGCUCUAACGAAUGAGGACACGUGCACGGAUGGGUUCCAGGACGUGGCGGCGUGUCCGGUGAAAGACGCGGUGUUGGAGAAGGUGGUGAUGGUGAAGGAAUACACUAGCAACGCCCUGGCCUUGGUGAAUAGUUUUGCUGCCUCCGUGAACUCAUGAUGAUUGGAUUAGCUAGACAUGCAUUUGAAGGUGGUUACGUUAUUGGACGUUGGAAACUUACAAUAAUUAUCUUGUAAACAAGUAGCUUGUGACCUUAUGUUGUCUUCUUCUGUGUCGAGUGUGAACAAGUUAAUUAAAGAGUCUUUGGCGUACUAUAAUAGUGACAUAUAAUUGUUGUAUGUGUGAGCGUGACUGCAUAGGGAGAGUUUUUUGUUUUUGUUUUCUAAUAUUAUCAUCAUGUGUAACGUAGUGAUAUUGAAGAUAAGCGCUAGUUUGUAAUUAAACUUGUUUUGUGUCUUAAUUAAAGACUUUGACAUAGUGAUUACUAUUAUAAAUAAUAAUUACAAAGUAAAACAAAUCCAAAUUAAA